Metopolophium dirhodum (rose-grain aphid) is the source of this 530-nucleotide messenger RNA. RefSeq names its product PHD finger-like domain-containing protein 5A (gene Phf5a). The transcript is spliced from 3 exons. Gene Ontology annotation, biological process: mRNA splicing, via spliceosome. Gene Ontology annotation, cellular component: U2 snRNP; catalytic step 2 spliceosome; precatalytic spliceosome. The record is from RefSeq and is a predicted model, not a curated record. Lineage: Eukaryota; Metazoa; Arthropoda; Insecta; Hemiptera; Aphididae. Bases 111 to 443 code for a protein of 110 amino acids.
AGUUAAUUAAUUCACUCUUGAAUCGUGAUCAAGCCGGUUAAAAUUUAACAACAUUUAUUAUUUAUUGGUACUCGGUAUUCGGUUGACCUAUUAAACAGUAAUCCAACAGGAUGGCUAAACAUCAUCCAGACUUGAUAUUCUGUCGUAAGCAACCCGGCGUUGCUAUAGGACGAUUAUGUGAAAAAUGUGAUGGUAAAUGUGUAAUCUGUGAUUCAUAUGUCAGGCCAUGUACAUUAGUGCGCAUAUGUGAUGAGUGCAAUUAUGGUUCAUACCAGGGUCGAUGUGUUAUAUGUGGUGGACCUGGAGUAUCGGAUGCAUAUUAUUGUAAGGAAUGUACAGUUCAAGAAAAAGAUCGAGACGGAUGCCCAAAAAUUGUAAAUUUGGGAAGUUCAAAAACAGAUCUAUUUUACGAACGGAAAAAAUAUGGGUUCAAACGAAGAUAGAACUAUUGUAUUUUUGUCAUUUGUAUUUUUAAUAAUGUAUGCUACUAUUUUAGAUUAACUUUUAAAAUAAUUAAAAAAUUAAUUUCA